AUUCUUAUACAGCAAACCCUAACAUAACACGACUCUCUCCCUUAUAGCUAUAUAGGAUCACAAAACGCCCACACCUCUCCAUACCAUCUCUUCUUCUUUUUCAUCUCUUGCUUUCUAUAACCAUGAACCUAGAAGAGAAAGUCGCCGUGGACUUUGUUCCGCCGUCGACGGAUCACCUCUGCUACGUCCGAUGCAACUUCUGCAGCACCGUUCUCGCGGUUGCGCUUCCAUACAAGCGACUGCUGGACACAGUGACGGUGAAAUGCGGUCACUGCAGUAACCUGUCCUUUCUUAGCACCAGACCUCCUCUCCAACCUGCUCAUCAAUUCCUUGAUCACCCUAAUUUGAGUCUUCCGGGAUUUUGCAAUGAGUUCAGAAAGGGCCAUUACUCAUCAUCAUCUUCCAGCUCCUCAAGUAUAUCUAGCGAGCCAAUUUCUCCCAAAGCACCCUUCGUCCUAAAGCCGCCUGAGAAGAAGCACAGACUACCAUCUGCCUACAAUCGAUUCAUGAAAGAGGAGAUACAGCGCAUCAAAGCAGCCAAUCCUGAAAUUCCUCAUAGAGAAGCCUUUAGCGCUGCAGCUAAAAACUGGGCAAGGUAUAUUCCAAAUCCUCCAGCUGCAUCUGUUCCGGGAGGCAACAAAAAGGCUCAGCUUUUGCGAGAAUGAAGUUGGAUACUACUUGGUCCAUGUAAUUUGCCCAAAAAUUCCAUGCAUGUUCAUAUCGGACAUAUAAUUAGAGACCAAUCUGAGCUCAUAAUAUUGUAGGUCGGCUCUUAAUUUGAAGUCUGUUUCUAGCUAUGUUGAACAUUAUGUGUUUGCUUCUCACUGACCUUACGCUUGACAUGAGUUUGAGACUUUAAGAACUAAGCUUUGGCAGUGAUUAGAUCUAUCUGUUAAUGCUAUCAGAACCUUGUAUUAACUUUUAUUUUAUUAUAUUUUCCGAAUUUCACUAAA
This is a messenger RNA of Morus notabilis, 953 nucleotides long. RefSeq names its product protein CRABS CLAW. Gene Ontology annotation, cellular component: nucleus. Bases 123 to 665 code for a protein of 180 amino acids. The transcript is spliced from 7 exons. Gene Ontology annotation, biological process: multicellular organism development; leaf development; cell fate commitment. NCBI's taxonomy places the organism in Eukaryota, Viridiplantae, Streptophyta, Magnoliopsida, Rosales, Moraceae. The record is from RefSeq and is a predicted model, not a curated record.